AACCGAUUUUGUUCUUUUUUAGUAAUAAUACCUUGUUAUUCUACUAAAAUCUGAUUUUGUUCUUUUAAAUUAAAUAUUAAUUUUUAUACAGCUUUAACGUAAUUUGCUCCCACUGACCCCUGCCAAAUAUUCAAAUAAAUACUAAUAAAAAAAAAGGAAAAUCAGAAUUCAGAAACAAGGCAGAUAAUUCUGACUUCUGCCCUAUGAGCAUAAAUUCCUCCGUGAUUCUCCCACCCUUACUGAAACCAUUCUUUUCUCGUGCUUUUCUUUGUUCAGUGACUUCUGCUCUCAUUCUCACUCACUCAGACCUUUUCUUUGUUCAGAGACAAAAACAGAGCAUCCGCUUUCUGCUCUUGUUACAUUCCGAAUACAAAUAAGAACCUAACCCAAUUACGGAUGUAUCAAAUUAUCAAUUAUCAUGCACCUCUAAUUCCUCAUGUAAUCCAAAAUGGAUUUCUUCUUCGAAAUCCCCCACGCAACUAUUCUCUUUUAUCAAGCCCUCCCCCCUCCACCCAAAGCCUGAGACUGUAUUCCCACCCCAGUAGCAUAAGCAGAAAGCCGGCUACUGUUUUAUCAUUAAUUGCCCCUUUCGAAGAUUUCCCGUUUCCUGAACCUAUACGUCUCUCUCUCUCUCUUCCAGAAACUAAACCCAUUUAAAUUAAACCCCUUGAAGGAUUUCUCUUCUCCUAAAAAAUGACACAUCAUCGCACGAUUCGCUCCCUGUUAGUUCUUUUCUCUGUUUUGCUCCUCUUCCUCCUCCCUUGUUUUCCGGCCACCUCUCUUACAGAAGACGCUAUCUUCUUACACCGAGUUAAGAAUUCUCAUCUCGAUGAUCCCACCGGUAGCCUCAACGAUUGGAAUCUAACCCCGCAAGUCGCUAACAUUACUCCCUGUAAUUGGACUGGCAUUGUCUGCGAUCCUCUUUCCCUCUCCAUUAUCUCUAUCGACCUCUCAGGACUCCACAUCUACGGCUAUUUUCCUGCUGAUUUCUGCCGCAUUCCCACCCUUCAGAACCUCUCCCUCGCUGAUAAUUUCUUCAACGGUUCCCUUACUUCUGCUUCCAUUUCUUCCUGCUCCCACCUUCACCAUUUGAAUCUCUCCCUCAACUUGUUCGUCGGUAACUUACCCGACUUCACUCCCGAUUUUGUCAACUUGCGCUCCUUGGAUCUCUCGUUUAACAACUUCUCCGGCCACAUUCCCCCGAGCUUCGGCCGUUUUCCCAACCUCACUAUCUUCUGUCUACAAGAAAACCUGCUCAAUGGUAUCAUCCCCGCCUUCCUUACCAAUCUCACCCAGCUCACUAGAUUAGAACUGGCUUACAACCCUUUCGCCCCAGGUCCCUUGCCAUUGCAUAUUGGAAACCUCACCAUGCUAGAAAAUCUAUGGCUUCCUAAAUGUAAUCUCGUCGGAGAGAUUCCAGAUUCUUUAGGAAAUCUUGUUUCGCUCAGAAAUCUCGAUCUUUCCGACAACUAUCUUUCCCACAGGAUACCGGAGAGCAUUGGAGGAUUGAAGAGCGUACAGCAGAUUGAGCUCUUCAAUAAUCUCUUCUACGGUGAAUUGCCGGACAAUCUCGGAAAUCUCACUGCGCUAAAAUGGUUUGAUGCAUCUCAGAACAAUCUUACCGGAAGAUUGCCCGGUAAAUUAGCUGGUCUACAUUUGGUUUCCCUAGCUCUAAACGACAAUAACUUGGAAGGCGAGAUUCCGGAGAUUUUAUCUUCGAACCCUGGGCUUGCACAACUGAAGCUCUUCAACAACAGUUUUUCCGGCACUCUACCUUUGGAUUUAGGCCGGAAUUCAAAUCUUGAAGACUUCGAUGUUUCCAGCAACAGUCUCGUAGGAAAGCUGCCCCCAUAUCUGUGCUACCGUGGGAAGCUUCAACGCCUGGUCGCUUUCAACAAUCGGUUUUCUGGAGAACUCCCGGAACAAUACAGUGACUGCAAAAGUCUCACGUACGUGAGGAUCUUCGAUAACGAACUUGAAGGAAAGGUACCGGAUGGAAUUUGGAGCCUCCCCAGGCUAUAUUUACUUGAAAUGUCCAACAACGGUUUCGAAGGAUCGGUUUCUCCUGCAAUUUCCGGCGCUCAGAAUCUCACGAAAUUAUUGAUCUCUGGUAACAAUUUCUCUGGCGAGAUUCCGGCGGAGAUUUGUGGUUUGCAAACGCUUCAAGUUAUCGACGGAAGCAGAAAUAGAUUCUCCAGUGAGCUUCCGUCAUGUAUAACCGGAAUUAGGCGAUUAAAUAAGUUGGACCUCCAAGAGAACUUGCUCUCGGGAGAGAUUCCGGACAAAUUAAGUUCUUGGAAUGAUUUAGUGGAGCUCAAUCUAUCGAACAACAAAUUCUCUGGCAAAAUUCCAAGCGAGCUUGGUAUGUUACCGGUCCUAACGUACCUAGAUCUAUCUAGAAACCUACUUUCCGGGGCAAUCCCGGCGGAGCUAACCAAACUGAACCUCAACAAAUUCAAUCUCUCGGACAACAAGCUGAGCGGCAAAAUUCCUAGUGGUUUUGCUUACAAUGUAUACGCGGAUAGCUUGGACGGGAAUCCUAAUCUCUGCAGUGUGGAAUCAGUAAAACCAUUCCCUCGGUGCCCGAAAGUAAAAUCCGCCACCGCCUGGUUUCUAGUUGCAGUUUUCGCUUCCUUGGCUUUGUUACUUGUGUUGGUUAUUUUCUGGUUGUAUAAGAGCAGGGUGGAGGAAAUUGGCGGGGAAACAAAGUCGCCAUGGAAGCUGACAUCAUUCCACCGGCUGAGUUUCAAGGAGGAGGAGGUGUUUUCUUCACUAACAGAGGAAAACCUGAUCGGAACGGGAGGAUCAGGUCAGGUGUAUAGGGCGAAGCUGAAAUCCGGACAGAUGGUGGCGGUGAAGAAGCUGUGGGAAGGUAGCGGGAGACCGAAGACAGACGUAGCGUUCCGGUCGGAGGUGGAGACGUUGGGGAGAAUCAGGCACGGCAACAUCGUGAAACUGUUGUUCAGUUGCACUAGCGAGGGCGACGACUGUAGGGUGUUGGUGUACGAGUACAUGGAAAAGGGGAGCUUGGGAGAGCUUCUGCAUGGGGAAAAGGGUGGGAUCCAGCUGGACUGGCCCAAGAGGUUCAAAAUAGCGGUGGGGACGGCACAGGCGUUGGCGUAUCUCCACCACGACUGUGUGCCGGCCAUCGUCCACCGGGAUGUUAAGUCCAACAACAUUUUAUUGGACAAUGAAUUCAAUCCCCAUGUGGCUGAUUUUGGGCUGGCGAGGACGUUGCAGCGGGAGGUCUGCGACGGCGAUGGUGAACUCGUUACGUCUCGGGUAGCGGGUUCUUAUGGCUACAUUGCCCCGGAGUAUGCGUACACUUUCAAGGUGACGGAGAAGAGCGACGUUUACAGCUUCGGAGUCGUGUUAAUGGAGCUGGUGACGGGUAAGAGGCCGACAGACCCGUCGUUUGGGGAGAACAAGGACAUGGUGAAGUGGGUAACGGAGGCUGCAGUCGCCGCCUGUAAGGAAGACACAGAAUUAUUGGUUAAGAAGGUUAUAGAUGCAAGGAUGAAUGUGGAUAGUUGCGAUUACCAGGAAAUAAACAAGGUAUUGAACGUGGCUCUUCUGUGUACUUCAACCUAUCCUCUGAGCCGGCCUACCAUGAGAAGGGUGGUUGAGUUGCUCAAGGAUCACACAUCUGUUGGUUAUUCUGGCCUACCGCCUUGUAUCAAAUGAUCAUCUCUUUCUUUGAUUUCUUAUCCUAUCCUUUGUUUUUUUUUUUUUUUUGUCGAUGCAUGGAGCAAAAACAAUUCCUUUAGACGUGUACAGAUAUACAACUGUAUCGUCCAGAUAUGAAUACAUAGAAAUCAACAAGAUCCCAUUAA
This is a messenger RNA of Nelumbo nucifera (sacred lotus), 3833 nucleotides long. RefSeq names its product HAESA-like 2 (gene HSL2). The record is from RefSeq and is a predicted model, not a curated record. Gene Ontology annotation, molecular function: ATP binding; protein binding; protein kinase activity. NCBI's taxonomy places the organism in Eukaryota, Viridiplantae, Streptophyta, Magnoliopsida, Proteales, Nelumbonaceae. Gene Ontology annotation, biological process: protein phosphorylation.